AUGGGCAAACGUGCCAAGUUGAGAAGGAGGGUUGAGACCUUGACCAAUGAGAACAUAAUAUUGUCAAAUCAACUCGAAGCGUCUGAAGACCUCUUCAAUACUCUCCAUCAAGAUCAUGAAGUCUUGCUUGAUCGUCUCGCAUCUAAAACCAACGGGCUGUACACCAAGAUACAGAACAACCUGACUCCUAACUCGCCUGAUCAGACCUCUGGGAUCAGGGCAUCGAGUGCCCCCAGGGUGCCUGUUAAGAUAAGCAAGCGCAACAAAUUGAAGAGGAGGGCAGAGUCCUUGACUGAGAAAAAGGUCACGUUGUCCAAACAAUUGGAGGAUUCUCAAGACCGCUACGACCCUCUCCAGGCAAACCAUAUAGCAUCGCUUGGCUUUGAGCACUUAAUCGACAAGGCUGUUGCUUUUGGUAUUCCCAAGAAUAUGGCAUACGCCUAUCUCCGCCGCACAGACAACGAUGUCGACGCCGCCGUAAACCUGUAUCAUGAUCCGUACGAUUAUCUCGACACUGGAAAUGUACCCAUGGAAUGGAAACCACGCCUCCUCCAGCACACGUCAGACGAUCGACAUAAAGCGUUGGACUUGUGGUUGGACAUUAGAGAACACAUCGUACAUCUGAAUGCGAUGAACCGCGGUGAUGAUGAAGUAUGGAGCAUGUUGCUGGAAGCCGAUUUCGACUUCGAUAGAGUACUAAAGACGUUGGGCGAUGAGAUGCAGACUAGCGAGCAUAGACGGCAGCCGAGUGAGGAGACAGACGAGAGUGAGUUUAUGAUGGACAGUGACGACGACGGAUAUUUGCCCGAAAUCGACUAG
Molecule: messenger RNA, 819 nt
Organism: Didymosphaeria variabile
Lineage: Eukaryota; Fungi; Ascomycota; Dothideomycetes; Pleosporales; Didymosphaeriaceae
Exons: 1
Coding region: 1-819 (272 amino acids)
Source: RefSeq, a predicted model, not a curated record